Plasmodium gallinaceum is the source of this 903-nucleotide messenger RNA. RefSeq names its product inner membrane complex protein 1g, putative (gene IMC1g). The transcript has a single exon. The coding region runs from base 1 to 903 and encodes 300 amino acids. Lineage: Eukaryota; Apicomplexa; Aconoidasida; Haemosporida; Plasmodiidae. The record is from RefSeq and is a predicted model, not a curated record.
AUGUGUUCUACAAAUAAAGGCUUUAAAUGCUGCUCAGCAGAAAAUGUUUUUGAACCUGCAGGAAAUGAAAAUCAAGCAUACCCACAAGUGGUAAAUAAGCAGUUACCACCAAAAGUAUUAGAACCAAUAGUUCAAAAUAAAAUUGUUGAAGUACCAAAGGAGGUAUAUUUGGAAAAAAUUAUAGAAGUUCCUCAAAUAAAAACAGUUGAAAGAAUAGUAGAACAAAUUAAGCCAAUUAUCAAAUACAAAAAUGUCUAUAGGCCAAAAACUGUUUACGUCGAAAAAAUUAAGAAUGUUGAUAGAAUUAUUUAUCAAGAAAAAAUUAUUGAAGUACCACAAAUUAGAACUGUUGAAAAAGUAGUUGAUGUACCAGUAUAUGUUGACAGAGAAAGAAUUAUUAAAGUUCCUAAAUAUAUGGUUGUAGAAAGAGUAAUACCAAUAUUAAAAACUACUAAAACAGAAAGAGUUAUGGAAGUACCAGAAGUAAACUGUCCAGAUAUUGAUGUUAAUGAAAAAGUGGAAACUAAAGAAAGAAUUGAAGUUAAAGACCUAAAAGAAAAUCAAACAACAAAAGUUGUAGAUGAAAAAGAGGUUCAACUUUUAAAUGAAUUAAAUAAUUCAAAUAUGAAUUUGGAACCUACUAUUAAUAUAGAAACUACUCAAGAACAAACCAUGAAAAAUGGAACACAGGAAAAUUUUUGUACUACACUAGGUUGCAAGUUUCUUCCUAUAUAUCAAAAUUUUGUGAAGGUAGCAUCUCCCAUACUCAGAAUACAUCAAGAAAGAGAAAGACAAAUGAUAAAUUCAAAUGUAUAUAGAGCAAAACAAAUUGGUUUUCCUAGAAUUAGAAUUGCUAGAACUCCACACACAAAUCAAAGAAGCUGUUAUUGUAACUGCUCUUAA